Messenger RNA from Colletotrichum paranaense, 1749 nucleotides. Its product is annotated as major facilitator superfamily transporter. The record is from RefSeq and is a predicted model, not a curated record. Gene Ontology annotation, biological process: transmembrane transport. Gene Ontology annotation, molecular function: transmembrane transporter activity. Bases 1 to 1749 code for a protein of 582 amino acids. The transcript is spliced from 3 exons. NCBI's taxonomy places the organism in Eukaryota, Fungi, Ascomycota, Sordariomycetes, Glomerellales, Glomerellaceae.
AUGGCGGUUCUCUCCCGAUAUCUGCCCUUCUCCGAGGCAACUACUACGCUGCAAGCAGUGACAUACCUUCUCGGAAUAUCUCUCUUUUCUAUUUCCUUCCUCGUCUUCCUCAACAGCAGCAUAUCCUUCGUUAUUACCGACCUAAUUGGCGUCAAGGAUGGCGUUGGCGACAUUGUCGGCACUCUCGGCUUCGUAGACGAGCUCGUUGCCCUCGUCGCAUGUCCGGUCUGGGGUCUCGUCUCGGAUCGGCUCGGUGUGAGAUGGGUGGCUGUCAUCGGGUAUGCCGUCAUCGGCGCAGCAUUGCUUCUUUUCGUUCAGGCGAAGAAUGUCUACCCGCAGCUACUCCUGGCGCGCAUCUUCUUUGCCAUUGGCGCCACAGCGUCCGCCACCAUGGUAACGGCCAUUCUGCCUUCAUUGACGGACGAUGGCGACAAUUCAGACAGUUCCGCUGACGCUGCGAACAAACCGACGCAUAAUCCUCGCAACAGUGUGGCCAUGUCCCUCGAAUCCGACAUGACUAUCACCCCGGCGCGCUUCCAUGGUUUCGGCGGAGACGGACAAACUGCGACAGCGAGUGAGAGAGAGGAGGCAAAGGCUGGAAGGCCUUCGUCAUUGGCGGGCUACGUUGGGCUAUUCACAGGAUGCGGCGCGCUGGUCGCGCUUUCCCUGUUCCUCCCGCUCCCCGCCCGAUUUGGUGAGAUUGACGGCAUCACACCUGCUACGGCUGUCGCCGACAGCUUCUAUGUGGUGGGAAUUGUGGCGUUUGUGAUCUCGGUCUUUGUUUUCUUUGGGUUGAGAAACCUUAAGGGCGAGGAAGGCAAGGGCUGGAGUACUCUAUUGGGUCUGAAGACGAACUCGGACUCGGAAGACGAGUCUGACGACAACAGGCCAGACCACCCAACCCGUCCGAAGGUGCUUCCAUACCUCCGCCUCCUGCGCGACUCCGUAACUCUCGGUUUCACGGAUUCUCAGAUCGCUCUGGGAUACCUGGGCGGCUUUGUGGCUCGCGCAUCCACUGUUGCCAUUUCGCUCUUCAUCCCCCUUUACAUCAACACCUACUAUAUCAGCAAUGGUUUCUGCCAGGGCUCCCCGCAUGACCCCUCGCCAGAGCUGAAGAAGGAGUGUCGGGCCGCCUAUCUGCUUUCGUCAAUCCUGACUGGCGUAGCUCAGCUGUUUGGUCUCUUUGCUGCGCCUGCGUUCGGAUAUUUCAACAGAAGACGCGGUCGUGUCAACUACCCCAUUCUCCUUGCCACUGCCUUCGGUAUCGUUGGCUACAUUAUUCUGCCACAGUUGCAGAGUCCGGAAUACAAGAACGUCGACGGCCGAGGCGGCAGCCCUGCCAUUUUCCUAACCGUGAUCCUAAUCGGCAUCAGCCAGAUCGGUGCCAUUGUCUGCAGUCUCGGCUUCCUUGGCCGUGGCGUUCUGACUGCAGAUAUCCCCAAGUCUCAGGUCAUCGACACGGUCGAAGACUCAGCAGAAACCAUGGAGACUUCCCCAGAGUCUGCGCCUCUAUUACAACACAACGCUAGCGUGGAUGCCGUGUCGCGAGUGCGACUCAAGGGCUCCAUCGCCGGCAUGUACUCCUGGUUCGGAGGAGCAGCUAUUUUGCUUCUCACCAAGCUAGGAGGCUACUUAUUCGACGCGGUGUCCAAUGGCGCCCCGUUUUACAUGAUGGCUUCCUUCAAUGCCAUCCUCUUCUUUACCAGUCUGGGCAUUGAUGCUGCUCGUUUUUACAGGGACAAGCAGUGA